UGGGCGAGAUAGUAAACUGAAUGGCGUUCUGCGUUAUAGCAGAGUGUUACAGUAUGACUAGAGCGUUACUGUAAAACCCUCUCUGGCAAUAAUAGUCAGAAGUAUUUCCCAUUCUCACAGACGUCAGAGUUGAGAGUUCCCGCUUCGUCAGUGAUUUCAGUCCCCGCCUUAUCCCACAGUGGUUGAAACAAGUGUCCCGGAGAGAUUCUUGCUGUUCUUGCUGCUUGGAAAAGAACCGCCGGAGAACUCGAAGUAACGACCGACACACACGCAAACACACACGUGCUGUACACAAGUAAGUGAUGGAUUCCAAGAUCCUGACACUUCUGGGCAUCGGCUUGUUGUCCGUGGCGGUGUUGGUCCACGUCAUCUGCCUGUCGAUGCCUCACUACGCCUCGGUCAACAUCGGAGAGACGAUUGUCUCUGGCAUGGCCAAGUUCGGCGAACAGAAGAGGGCAUCAUUUCCUGGCAAAAGGGGCUGGGAGGAUGUUCCAUUCGACAGACAGUCGCUCUCCGUAGACCAACCUAGAAGAGGAGUCCGCGAUUCUGGUCAGAGUUGGGCUCAAAACGUCUUUGAAAAACUGGCCAAAAACCCAAGUGAACUUUUGAAGUAUUUGCACAUCGUGGGCUACUUCGGACUGUGGAAGUUGUGCGCGGAGUUUGACAUAGUGCAGACCAACCUCCAGGCCUUGAUAUGCACUGUGUUUGACAGCGAUACCAACUUCGAGAUUAACUUACCUGAGAUCCCGCAUGUGAAGAGUGUCGCCCCAGGGUGCGCCGUCCUUCUCAGCAACAUUAUCUUUGCCUCCAAGUUCUGGCAAAUUUGGGCGGACGGUAACAACGUGCCCAAGAGGAUGGAAGAAAUGCCGCCAGUGCUGAAAGAUAUGCUGAACGAUAUGUUUACCUUGGACUGGGCGUUUGGCCUCGAUGUCACCGCAGCCGUGCUCUCCUUGGUGGCCGGUGUGGUUCUCUUCAUCGCCGGACGUCGUAUGACGCAGAAGUAUGUGGAGGUAAACCUCCAAACGUGAACGCUUGUUCUUGUAACGAGUGGCUGCACUGCCUCAGGUCUACAGUCAAAAUACUGUGUGCGCUUGUUCGUGUCUGUCUUUUUAGUAUGUCUUAAUAA
Molecule: messenger RNA, 1126 nt
Organism: Aplysia californica (California sea hare)
Lineage: Eukaryota; Metazoa; Mollusca; Gastropoda; Aplysiida; Aplysiidae
Cellular component (GO): plasma membrane
Source: RefSeq, a predicted model, not a curated record